AAAUUCCUUUUGACUUUUCAAACUAAACAUCUUUAGUUGUCCUGGACCCAUCUGAUUGGACUUGGAUUACCGGUUUCAAGCUUUUUUUUCUUUUGUCUUUGGUCGGGUAGAAAACCAAACCGUGAGACCAAGGCUCCAAAACUCCUUCGAACUUCCCUAAGAAGUAAAAAACAUUACGCCAUCCUUUCCGUCCCUUGCUCUUAAACCUAUUUUGUGACCUUCUCCCAUGGCGGUCAUCAGCCGCAUUUUACGGUUCAGGCCGAUCACAUCUUGCUAUUAUUCCGUUUCUCGAACCUUCUCCUCUGUUGUAAGAUCCGAAACUGACCUCACGGCGGCUUCUCUGCUCGCCCAGAAUAAGCCUUUGUCGCUACGACGAGAACCUAGGGGCGAGAGUGUUCAGUGGGUUUUCCUUGGCUGUCCCGGCGUUGGCAAAGGAACCUACGCCUCUCGGCUCUCCAAUCUUCUACAUGUUCCUCAUAUUGCUACCGGCGAUCUCGUCCGUGAGGAGCUUUCUUCCUCGGGACCCCUCGCCUCUCAGCUUGCAGAUAUUGUUAACCAAGGGAAAUUGGUAUCUGAUGAAAUUAUAAUAAAUUUACUGUCUAGGCGUCUUGAAGCUGGUGAAGCAAAGGGUGAAUCGGGAUUUAUCCUUGAUGGUUUCCCUCGGACCAUAAGACAAGCUGAAAUAUUAGAGGGAGUUACGAACAUUGACUUAGUGAUUAAUUUAAAGCUUCGGGAAGAAGCAUUGCUUGCAAAAUGCCUUGGAAGACGGAUUUGUAGUGAGUGUGGAGGAAACUAUAAUGUUGCGUGUAUUGACAUUAAGGAUGGGAAUGGGAGCCCUGGUAUGUAUAUGGCGCCACUUCUCCCCCCUCCACAUUGUGCAUCAAAGCUUAUCACACGGUCUGAUGAUACCGAAGUUGUUGUCAAGGAACGUCUCCGUAUAUACAAUGAGAUGAGUCAACCUGUGGAGGAGUUCUACCGCAUUCGUGGGAAGUUGCUAGAGUUUGAGCUUCCUGGAGGAAUCCCAGAAUCAUGGCCGAAGCUACUUCAGGCUCUGAAUCUUGAAGACCAUGAGGACAAACGGUCUGCAGCAGCAUGAGGUCUUAAUAUAACAUAGAACAUUCGUAUGGUAGGUCAUUCUUUAAGCAUGCAAGAUGUGCGUUCAUAUUAUAUUAUAUUGAAAAGAAAGGGAAACAACACAAAUGUGCAAUAAUUACACACUUAAGCUAUGUAUGAGUAAGCUCUUAUCUCGGGGUUCAGGGGGGUGUAAAAUGGCUUGGCAUUGGUUGGGGAGCAAGGAGGCAUAGUAUUGUUGAUAAUGUUAUUUGGUGCUUUCGCAGUUUGGCCAGUUUUGACUUAUAAAUGAACGUUAUUGCCAUUUGGUUUUUUUGUUUAUGUCAAUAUGUCUUGCUUGUGCACUUGUGUUACGAGA
Molecule: messenger RNA, 1429 nt
Organism: Tripterygium wilfordii
Lineage: Eukaryota; Viridiplantae; Streptophyta; Magnoliopsida; Celastrales; Celastraceae
Product: probable adenylate kinase 6, chloroplastic
Exons: 4
Coding region: 227-1096 (289 amino acids)
Biological process (GO): nucleobase-containing compound metabolic process
Cellular component (GO): cytoplasm; mitochondrion
Molecular function (GO): ATP binding; AMP kinase activity
Source: RefSeq, a predicted model, not a curated record